Molecule: messenger RNA, 1033 nt
Organism: Carassius carassius (crucian carp)
Lineage: Eukaryota; Metazoa; Chordata; Actinopteri; Cypriniformes; Cyprinidae
Product: ankyrin repeat and SOCS box protein 5-like
Exons: 4
Coding region: 18-530 (170 amino acids)
Biological process (GO): positive regulation of protein catabolic process; protein ubiquitination; intracellular signal transduction
Molecular function (GO): protein binding
Source: RefSeq, a predicted model, not a curated record
GUCACUGAGCAGCAGCAAUGACUGAUAUUUUGGAGGAGCGGCCUUUCGGCUUGCAUUAUACCAAUGUCUAUCUCUCAAUUCUUGUCCUUUUUUGCUUUAAACUUUUUGUCAAGAUCAGCCUAAGCAUACUGACCCACUUCUAUGUGGUUCAGGGAAACCGUAAGGAGGCAGCCCGGAUCGCAGCAGAGUUCUACAAUUUUGGCCAAGGGCACAGUAAGUUGACUCUUCUCUCACAGGGUUACAAUGCAAAUAUCAUCACCAUUGAUCAUGUGACUCCACUGCACGAAGCUUGUCUGAGAGAUCAUGUAGCAUGUGCCAGGGCUCUCAUAGAAGCUGGUGCCAAUGUGAGUUUUAGGGGAUACUUGCUAAAUUUCACUGUUUCCUCAUUGAUAGCCAUGCCGCGGUCUCUGUGUCAGCUGUGUAGACUGAGUAUUCAAAACUACAUGGGCCGAUCCAGACUGCAUCUGAUUUCCCACCUCAAACUGCCUACUCUGCUCAAGAGUUUCCUCCAUUACAGACAGAUUCUGUAACUCCCUCCAUAAAGCCAGCCCCCCAUUUUCUAAUAUUAAGUGCAUUAAUGUACAAAAAGGUCACCCAGUCUUGUUUGUGACACCCAAUGCACAAAAAACUAAAUCAUGCUAGCCAUUCAUUUUACUUAUUCAAGUUCAAAUGUUUUUUUGUUGUUGUUGUUUUUUAAAUACUUGUAUAUUUUUGUGUAUCUAAUGAACCUAAGUUAUAUUUUUGUAAAUAAUAUCUUCACAAGAUUAAUGUAAAUUUAGUCAUUUUAAACCACACAUUCUUAUAUGUCGAUAUAAACUGUAUGCCUAAUAUGAUUCAAAUUGAUCAUGUCAGGGUGAAAUUAUUAAAGUGCAUGUCAAUAUAGUGAAUUUUAUAAAAAAUUUUAAUCAAAUCAAUCAAAAAAAAUAUAUUAAUAAAAAUUCCCAAAAGCACAACCGCUUAGUUUGCUAUCUGUAUUUUCACAGCUUCCCAAGUUGCAUCCUGACCUGUUACACAAGACAAAUAAGAAUGACAU